AUGAAGCCUGUUCUAUUUACCACCACAGGCCUUUCUUCUCUAGAAAAGAAUCUUAUUGCAAAGAUAUUCGCGGAGACUGAAUAUAGACUGGAGGAGACCAUGACUUCAAGCACCUCUUAUCUCUUGUCUAACAAAAGCACCUUUACUGAAAAAAGAAUACUUGCAGAAAGGUGGGGCAUUCCGGUCAUUAGUAUUAUGUGGGUGUACAAAUCGCUUAACUGUAGAAACAUUCUACAGUUUAAAUUAAGGAAAUAUGAAGGGUGUGUUUUUUGUACCUCUGGUAUUACAAAUGAUCUGUUUAUAAAUUACUACAGAUUGCACGGCGCAUAUCACUCUUCUAUUCUAAAUCGGUACUGUGAUUUUCUUGUGGUGAAUUCGCCUGACCAGGUUACAGAUAAGAUUAUGUAUGCCAAAGAAUGCAAUAUUCCAAUUAUUACUGCUGAACACGUGUUUGAUGAUCGAGUUACAUUUUUUAUGAAGAAUAUACAAUAUGAGAGUUUCAUUAAUGAACCACUCACAGAUGAAAUAUUCAAUGGAAAGAUAUUCUAUUUUGAAGGAGAAACUGAAAUCCACAGGCUUGUACGCCGAUUAAUAAUAGAGCAUGGCGGAAAUCGUGUUGAAGAGCCUGGUCCAGAUGUAGAUUAUUCAAUAUAUUUUGGGGGCAAUGGGAAAGGCCGCAAUUUUAUUUGGUACCAGUGGAUUCUAGACAGCGCAGAGCUAGAAACCCUUCUUUCGCCUGAUGGCUAUGAGGUGCAUUAUACGGAUCUUCCUGCGCUUCCAUUGGAGAAUACAAUUGUGCUUCCAAUGGUGUGUAAAGAGGAGGGGCUUAGAACAAGAAACAAAAUACAGGCACUUGGUGGUGAAGUAUCUAUGCAAAUGAGCAGUAAAAUAACACACUGCAUUGUUGAGCGGAAGAGUAAGCAGCUGCAGAAUAAGAUGCAGGGGUAUAUGAAGAUGUAUAAAAUACAUGUGUGUUUUUUGGAAUGGCUGAAUCAGUCAAUAUACUACAUGAAAAGGCUAAGUGAAAAUAAAUUUGAAAUGUCUACUUCGCUUAGAACUAUACCACAGAUAGCCCUAGAAACAGCAAAAAAAAGAAAGACUGCUAUUAAAUAUACUCCUAGCAAUCUUGACGGGUGGAGAGUGCAGUUUACUGGACUGAUUGACACCUUGAAAGAGCAAGCGAUUUCUGUGCUAAAGAAAAAGGGCGUUAUAGUUAUAGACUCCCCAGAGUAUUCCACUGAAUGUACACAUUUAAUUGUAGGCGCUGUGAACGUAUCACUGAAAUUCCUAUCUGCAAUAGCGUGUGGUGCUAUCCUUUUGGACUAUCGAAUUAUAGAUGAUUUAAAGCAGAACACCUAUACUGGAGAGACCAGCUACGCACUAGAAGCAAGGGAUUUGAAAAUAGACGCGCCUAAAAAUGAAAAGGUUAUUCGAAAGUUAAUUUUUUCGGCGUCUGUAUGGAAGGAUAACAAAGAAAAUAAUGGGAAAAGAGCAUUUUCUGGGUGGCGAGUGCAUGUUUUAGCAAAAAAGGAUACUGCUAAAAUAGAGCAACUGAUAGAGAAUGGAGGGGGUGAAGUAAUAAAAAGCGAAAAUGCCCAUGGUUUCCAUAGAGAUGGUUUCUAUUUUGUGGAUUCUUCUGUCACUGCGCCAAGUGAUAUUUCUUCUGCCAGAGUAAUUGAAAUGAAAGAUAUUAUAACACAUUUAGCACGAAUAAAGCAGAUCGUAUAA
Messenger RNA from Nematocida parisii ERTm1, 1728 nucleotides. RefSeq lists its product as uncharacterized. Gene Ontology annotation, biological process: mitotic G2 DNA damage checkpoint signaling; mitotic DNA replication checkpoint signaling; DNA replication initiation. NCBI's taxonomy places the organism in Eukaryota, Fungi, Microsporidia. Bases 1 to 1728 code for a protein of 575 amino acids. The transcript has a single exon. The record is from RefSeq and is a predicted model, not a curated record.